UCAUCCCCACAGGGUGUCACAGAGAGCAGAAAUGAGGGCUUGGUUAAAGGGAGCAAAAGUGAACUGGGUUCCCCUUCUUUCUCUGCAAUGAAUCUCUUGCGUCAGAGAUUACAUGAGAAGAUAAAAAAAGCUUCUGGACAAGAUGAUGCCAAAGAAUUACCCCCUGCAGUCCUGGAGAGGAGGCAGCGAAGGAAGUACGAGAGGGAGAGGAAGAAGCGCCGAAGGAAGGAGCUGAAGAUGAAGGCAAAGAUGGAGAAGAAGGAAGCUGAGGAGGUUCCUGUAGAGCCAGAAAGCAAAAAGGAGGAGAGCACACCUGAGGUGGUCUUUAACAGGGUGGAAGUCCAUGAAGAGAAUGAGCUGAACAAGGUCCAGAAGAAAAAAGAGAAGAGGAAGGCAGUGAAAGGCAACAUCACCCCCCUGACAGGCAAGAACUACAGGCAGCUGCUGAGCAGGCUGGAGAGCAGGAAGAACAAGUUGGAGGAGCUGAAGGAGAAGGAUGAGAAGAAGGCCCAGGAGCUGGAGAACAAGAUGAGAUGGACGAACGUCCUGUAUAAAGCGGAAGGGGUGAAGAUCCGUGACGACGAGGAGCGGCUGAAGGAGGCGCUGAAGCGCAAGGAGAAGCGCCGGGCGCAGCGGCAGCGGCGCUGGGAGCAGAGGACGGAGAGGGUGGCCGAGAAGAUGCAGCAGCUGCAGGAGAAGCGCCGCAAGAACAUUCAGAAGAAGAAGAAGGAUAGGAUGGAGAAGAAGAAAGCCAGGGCCCGGAAGAAGGGCCGUGUUCUGCCAGAGGACUUGAGAAAAGCUGGGUUAAAGUGA
Chaetura pelagica (chimney swift) is the source of this 813-nucleotide messenger RNA. It is a transcript of the gene SURF6, whose product is annotated as surfeit 6. Gene Ontology annotation, biological process: ribosomal small subunit biogenesis; ribosomal large subunit biogenesis. The annotation marks the transcript as partial. Gene Ontology annotation, cellular component: nucleolus. Gene Ontology annotation, molecular function: DNA binding; RNA binding. The transcript has 3 exons. The record is from RefSeq and is a predicted model, not a curated record. NCBI's taxonomy places the organism in Eukaryota, Metazoa, Chordata, Aves, Apodiformes, Apodidae.